AGUGUUGGGUCACUCAAUUCAAUUGUUGUUUGUUCUUGCUGUGCUGACAUAAGUUUGUCUAUAAAGUCAAGUCAGUGAACCGAACCAAACAUCACUCUUUUCAUAUUCUUGUUCUGUUCCAAAAACAGGACAAAACCCUCGUACUUGUUUUCAUCAUCAUAAUCACUCUCUCUCUCUCUCUCUCUCUCUCUCUCUCUCUCUCUAAUCUCACUCUCUAGAAUAUUCAUUCACAAACCUUACAAUGCCGUACGGUGAAUCCUCCACCGCUGCUUCCGUUCAGUUUCCGCCGGAGACCUCCGAUCAUGGAAAAACUCCUUCCCUUGACGUUGAGUCUUCUCUAGUCAAAAAAGAUCCCACCAAAAUUGCUAGAAAGUAUCAAUUGGAUUUAUGCAAAAAAGCUAUGGAGGAAAAUACUAUUGUUUAUUUGGGAACAGGAUGUGGGAAGACACACAUUGCUGUGUUGCUCAUGCAUGAGAUGAGACAUUUGAUUAAGAAGCCGAACAAGGAUGUAUGCGUCUUUCUUGCACCUACCGUUGCUCUAGUUCAUCAGCAAGCAAAGGUGAUAUCUGACUCUACUGAUUUUGAAGUUGGAACUUACUGUGGGAGUUCCAAGGGGACAAAAUCUCAUCAACACUGGGAGGAGGAGAUUGAACAGAACGAGGUUCUUGUCAUGACCCCACAAAUAUUACUUCACAACUUAUCUCAUUGUUUCAUCAAGAUGGAGAUGAUCACACUUUUGAUUUUCGAUGAAUGCCAUCAUGCUCAAGUCAAAAGCAGUCAUCCUUAUGCAGAAAUCAUGAAAGUCUUCUACAAAAAUAAUUCCACAAAGGUUCCCCGUAUAUUUGGCAUGACUGCUUCCCCCGUUGUAGGAAAAGGAGCUUCUACUGAAGCAAAUCUACCAAAAAGCAUUAAUAGUCUUGAACAAAUGCUUGAUGCUAAGGUAUACUCAGUUGACGAUGAGGCAUUGCAAUCUUUUGUGACCAGUCCUGCAGUUCGUAUAUAUCGUUAUAGUUCGACUGCAAGUAUGGAAACUAGCUUGUACUGUAAAAUUGAGGAGAUUAAAUGCCAGUGCAUAGAAACCCUUGGUAGGAGUAUAGAAGAUCACCAGAAGCGGAUGAGCACAAAGAAACUUCUCAACCGGGUGCAUGAGAAUGUGGUCUUUUCUCUUAGAAGUCUUGGCAUUUGGGGAGCAUUGCAGGCUACCCGUAUUCUUUUGAGCGGUGAUCAUUCUGAGAGGCAUGCAUUAGUUGGGGCAGAAGGAAUUUCAAGUGAUGAGUCUGUAUGUGAUAAAUAUCUUGCAAAGGCUGCUGACCUAUUUGCUUCCAAAUCUAUGACAGGUGACAGCUUAUCUGAUCCAUCUUCCCUGGAAAUAUUAAAAGAGCCCUGUUUCUCUGCAAAGCUACUACGCCUCAUUGGGAUACUGACCAGUUUCAGGUUGCAGCAGAACAUGAAGUGUAUAGUUUUUGUCAACAGAAUUGUGACUGCAAGAUCUCUGUCUUACAUACUACAGAAGCUCGAGCUUCUAAGGCAAUGGAAGAGUGGUUUUCUUGUAGGAGUCCAUUCUGGAGCAAAGAUUAUGUCACGGAAGACCAUGAGUGCAAUUGUUGAGAAGUUUCGCUCUGGAGAGCUGAAUUUAUUGGUUGCCACCAGUGUGGGGGAAGAAGGACUUGAUAUUCAGACAUGUUGCCUUGUCAUACGGUUCGAUCUUCCAGAAACUGUUGCCAGCUUUAUACAGUCAAGAGGUCGUGCACGCAUGCCUCGUUCAGAAUAUGCAUUUUUGGUUGACAGUGGAAAUGAGAAGGAAUUAGCCAUUAUUGAUGGUUUUGAGAAAGAUGAGUCCCGAAUGAAUACGGAAAUUACUGACAGAACAUCCAGUGAGACAUACAACAUCCCUGUACAAAAAACAUUCAGAGUUGAUUCAUCUGGUGCCUCAGUCAGUUCGGCAUAUAGUAUCUCAUUGCUCUACCAGUAUUGUUCAAAGCUUCCGCAUGAUGAGUUCUUUGAUCCGCGGCCAAAUUUCUUUUACUUUGAUGAUUUAGGAGGGACUGUCUGCCAAAUAACUUUGCCUUCCAAUGCUCCUAUACACCAAAUUGUCGGUACACCACAAUUGUCUAUGGAAGAUGCGAAAAGAGAUGCUUGCCUGAAAGCAAUUGAAGAACUGCAUAAAUUAGGUGCUUUGAAUGAUUGUCUUUUGCCAAGGCAAAAUGAUGCAGAGCCGGAAAAGGUUUUGGGUUCUUCUGAUUCAGAUGAAUAUGCAGAUGACAUUUCAAGAGGAGAAUUAUAUGAGAUGCGAGUUCCUUCUGUCUUUGGACAGUCAUGGAAAAAUGAGAAAACUGUCCGUCUCAACUCUUACUACAUUAAAUUUUCCCCCACUCCAGAGGAUAGGGUCUAUAAAAAUUUCGGUUUAUUCAUCAUGACUCGUCUUCCAAUGGAGGCAGAGCAACUGGAACUUGAUCUUCAUCUUGCUCACGGUAGAUCCGUGAUGACAAAAUUUAUUCCAUUUGGAGUUGUAGAAUUCAACAAAGAUGAGAUUAAGAUGGCGGAGAAUUUUCAAGAAAUGUUCCUCAAAAUUAUUCUCGAUAGAUUAGAAUUUGUUUCGAAGUUUGUAGAAUUGGGUGCUAAAUCUCACACAAGCGCAUCGACCUUCUACCUUUUGCUUCCAGUCAUAUUGAAAGAAUACGAUGAUGUGAUGAAAGUAGACUGGAAAACAGUGAAGAGAUGCCUUUGUUCACCAAUUUUCAGGCAUCCAGAAGUUACUUCAGAUAAAAUGGUUACAUCUAUGGAUAAUCACCUGCUACUUGCCAAUGGUUACAAAAGUAUUACAGAUGUUGAGAAUAGUUUAGUGUAUGUUCCACAUACCAAGUUCUUUUUUUUUGUCACAAAUAUUAUCUAUGAAAAGAAUGGAUUCAGUCCUCAUAAAAAUUCAGAAACUUCAAGCUUCGUGGACCACUUAAAUGAAAAGUUUUCCAUUAAUCUCAAACGCCCUGAACAACCACUUCUGCAUGCAAAACAACUCUUCAAUUUGCACAACCUACUACACGAUCGAAAGAAUGCGGAUGAUGAAGUCACAGAACCACAUGAGCUGGAGGAACACUUUGUUUAUUUUCCUCCUGAGCUAUGCGAACUGAAAAUAGUAGGCUUUUCAAAGGAUAUUGGCAGUUCCAUAUCUUUGCUACCUUCAAUUAUGCAUCGUCUUGGAAACUUGCUGGUUGCCAUUGAACUGAGGAACCAGCUAUCUUCCUCCUUCCCAGAGGCAGCUGAAAUUAGUGCCCAUAGGGUUCUAGAGGCUCUCACCACCGAGCAGUGUCAGGAGCGCUUUUCCCUUGAAAGACUUGAAGUGCUCGGUGACGCUUUCCUUAAAUUUUCUGUCGCACGCCAUUUUUUUCUGUUGCACGACAGCUUUCAUGAAGGAGACCUUACCAGCAAGCGUUCCAAUAUUGUAAAUAAUUCCAAUUUGCUCAAGUUGGCUGUUAAGCGCAAUUUGCAGGUCUAUAUACGUGACCAGGCACUUGAUCCCAUCCAGUUCUAUGCAUUAGGCCGUCCUUGCCCAAGAGUUUGUACCAAGGAAACUGAAGACAGCAUCCACUUGUGUUUAAAUUCUGGUGAGGAGAAAAGGAGUGCAACUCAAAUCCGUUGUAAUAAACAUCACCAUUGGUUGCAUAGGAAAACAAUUUCUGAUGUGGUUGAAGCUCUUGUGGGAGCAUUCAUAGUCGACAGUGGAUUUAAAGCUGCAAUUGCCUUUCUUACAUGGAUUGGCAUGCAAGUAAAUUUUGAAGCCUCGCAAGUUGUUAAUAUUUGCACUGGAAGUGUUGGCUAUUUUCCUCUUUCUAGUGAAGUAGACAUUCCCUCCCUUGAAGGAAAGUUAGGGCAUCACUUUGUUCAUAAGGGCCUACUUCUUCAGGCAUUUGUACAUCCUUCGUAUAAUAAGCAUGGAGGAGGCUGUUAUCAGAGACUGGAGUUUCUUGGAGAUGCUGUCUUGGAUUAUUUGAUUACGUCAUAUCUAUACUCAGCUUAUCCCAAACUAAAGCCUGGCCAACUGACAGAUCUGAGAUCGUUGUCUGUCAAUAAUAAGGCAUUUGCCUGUGUGGCAGUAGAUCGCUGUUUUCAUGAAUUUCUUCUAUGCGAUUCAAGUGCUCUGACUGGGGCAAUAAAAAAGUAUGCGGACUAUAUUAGAAGACCUGCAUCAGACCGUGACAAAAAUGGAGGACCAAAUUGUCCUAAGGCCCUAGGUGAUUUGGUGGAAUCUUGUAUUGGUGCCGUUCUUCUUGAUUCAGGAUUUGAUUUGAACAAAGUUUGGAAGAUUAUGACAUCGUUCUUGGACCCAAUCAUGAAAUUUUCAUCAAGUUUACAGCUUAGUCCUGUUAGGGAUUUGCAAGAACUUUGCCAAUCUCAUAAUUUGGAAUUGGAGCUUCUGACAUCAAAACUAGCUAAAACUUUUUCAGUUGAAGCUAAAGUGACUGGGGACGGUGUAUAUGAAGAAGUUUCUGUGACCAGCCAAAAUAAAAAAGAAGCUGCUAAAGUUGCUUCACAACUACUAUUUUCAAAGUUGAAGGCUCAAGGCUUGAAACUGAGGACAAAAACUUUGGAAGACGUUUUGAAAUCAACGUCUAAGACGGAACCAAAACUGAUUGGCUUUGAUGAAACUCCCAUUGAUGUAAAAGAUACUACUAUCAUCGAACAAGUAAUAGUUAAUGGAGACCUAUGCAACAAGUCUAAUGCAGAAAUCUGCCCUAUUCAAGAUGUAUCAGAUGCAUCCCCCUCGUGUGUUAUACGUGUCGUCGCUCAACGGCUUCAAUCUUCUUCCAAGGGAAAGCUUAGUGAAACCGUUCAAAAUCGUGAUUGUGGCAGUGACUUAGCAAGGACAGCAAGAUCGCGAUUGUAUGAAUUAUGUGCUGCUAAUUACUGGAAACCUCCUUCAUUUGACUGCUGCAAGGAAGAGGGACCAGACCACCUUAAGUUAUUCACUUGCAUGGUGACAAUGGAGAUAGAAGAGGCCUCAAAUAUGAUUAUCGAGUUUAUUGGGGAACCUCUACCAAAGAAGAAAGAUUCAGCGGAUAGUGCAGCUGAGGCUGCAUUUUGGUACCUGAAAGAGAAAGGUUACCUGCAUAAUGCUAACUGACAGGCUCCUAACAAGUAUAUAUCAUGCAACAUAAAUCUAGAGACAAUUCGGCGUAGGAAAAUCAUUUUUUGACAUAGCGGUUGGUAUAGUUUAUUACAGAGAAGGCCAUGAAAUCUAAAGUUGUAAUAUAUUUUACAGAUAAACCAUGUUGUUGUUAUAGUUUAAUAGCAUGUUGUUUUAUUAUGUUUUUGUAGUAUCUAAGUUGUUUAUAUCACUUUAUCUAUAGUGUACCUCAAAAUAUUGCAGAACAAUUUAUAAUGUAUGACAUGUGAAAUGUAAAUAUUUAUUUACUCCUGAAAAA
Molecule: messenger RNA, 5420 nt
Organism: Medicago truncatula (barrel medic)
Lineage: Eukaryota; Viridiplantae; Streptophyta; Magnoliopsida; Fabales; Fabaceae
Product: dicer-like protein 4
Exons: 25
Coding region: 242-5119 (1625 amino acids)
Biological process (GO): siRNA processing
Cellular component (GO): cytoplasm; nucleus
Molecular function (GO): ribonuclease III activity; RNA binding; protein binding
Source: RefSeq, a predicted model, not a curated record